UAUUGGAGCAGGAAUACCUAUACACCCGAAUCCACCCGCAUAUAUUGAUAUUAAUUUCGAAAUAAUCGCCGUUGACGCCACGAAUAUUUAUAGACACCACCGAACAAGACGCCAAAUCCUCUCCAUUUUUAUAUUAUCCGAGGUAAUAAUGGUUUCAAAUAAAAUGCCUCAAUCUAGUGCUUUUAAUAGAUGUAAUCGUAGUAAAGGAUGGAAAGUGACAGAGAAAACAAUUUAUUUCACUCCAUUGUGUUUCUAUUGAAGAUUCUUCUCGUGUCUUAACACGUGUUACCAACCAGGAACGACACUCUGAACACGAUGGAAACUUCGACAGCUAAUUUUAGGCACUGUUUUCCGUCACAAACGUUCUGUGCGUGCCAGAAGCUACAUCGUAAACCACCUUGAGUUCCUCCAGAUAUUCGUGAUGGAAAAAAAUGAAAGGAAUUCACUAGGACAAUUUCACAGUUCCAUCUAUAACGCCGCAAACACAGAAUUAUUCAUGCGAGAAUUUGAGAGGCAUUCUAAAGCGGGAGACAGACAAGGUAUGAUAGAGAUGAUAUUGCAGCUAGACCAAGUUUCAAAUACGGAUGUCAGUGCGCUCUUCACUCCAAAGAACAACGAAGAAGCUGAGAAACUAUACAAUGACGUCAAUUCUACUGAUGAAGCUGCAAGAAAGAUUUCAAAUUUAUGCAAAAUUGAUCUAUUGACAAAAGCACUCUUUGCUGCUGAAUCUGACACUCUCCUCACGAUAAAGAUCAUUGUAGCGAGGGCUAAAUACGAAUUCAGUAUACGAUCUUAUCAGCAAUGCUGUAGAGAUUGUGAUUAUGCAAUGAAAUUGCUUAACAACUCACAAAGCUCAAAACUCCAGAACGAAUUUGAAACAGAGAAGAUGAAGACGAUGUGUGAUUUAUUGAAAUCCCAAUGUUUGAAACUGUCAAAAAAAUCUAGUAAGCAAUCUCCUCAUACAUAUGAAAAGAAACUACCCAAAGUCGAUGGGAAACCCAGCAAAAAACUUAAGACCUGCAGUGAUGCAGUUGCAUUAAUUCACGAAGAUGCUAGAGGCAGACACUUGAUCGCAACGCGGAACAUCAAAGCAGGUAGUGUUCUGAUUGUUGAUGAGCCUUUUUCCUUUAGCACAGACGAAGCUGCACUCUCGACCAAUUGUCUUCACUGUCACUCGUCCCUUCAGGGGAAUCGGAACAUCAGAGUUCCUUGUGGAAACUGUCAGACUGUUUCGUUCUGCUCCGAGGAAUGCCGAAAAAAUGCCUGGAGUAGUUACCACAAAUACGAAUGCAUGAUUUUUGAUAAUUUUUUGGAAAGAUCAACGACUUGCGACCAAAAAUCUCACGUGUUACUCGCCUAUAGAACAACAAUAGCAAAGGCAAUUACCAAGAACUCAAGUUUACUUGAUGCUGAAUUUUUGUGUUAUCAAGACGCUAAAUGUGAGGACGCGAAGAAGUCCCUAGCGAUUGACAUAAAGAGUGACUUUUAUGAUCCCCUGGAUUAUAGAACAAUCUUUUCCUUAGAGACGCAUUGUGAAAAAGCAGAUGCAAAGGUCAAUCUGUCACGCUCUAUAAAGUCAGUAUACCUGGCUAAAUGCUUGGCUUUUGUAUUGAUGGAGGUUGAUGAGAAGAAUAGAGACACGAUUGGACAGAGGGAAAUUGUGUUGCUGGCAGUGGCUAUGAUGAGACAUAUGCAAGCAGUCAAUUGUAAUGCUUACGAGAUUGUCGAGAAUUUUAGGGACAGAAAUACGAGGACAUGGGAACCACGUAAUGUGGGGGGCGCUAUUUAUAGCUCUGUCAGUCUUGUCAAUCACAGUUGCUAUCCGAAUGUGGUUAGGCAUUCAUAUCCUGGAGGAAAAGUUGUUGUUCGAUCCUUGCGAUUCAUUGAAAAAGGUUCCGAGUUACUAGAUUGCUAUGGCCCCCACUUCAUUACCGACUCAUUGCAACUCCGUCAACAGUAUUUGGUGGAGAAAUACCACUUUAUUUGCACGUGCGAACCAUGCAAAUCCGACUGGAAGUUUCCGUUUCCUGAUGAAAUUACCUUUCGAUGUACCUCGUGCGGAAAUUCAUUGGAUUCUCUCCGCUUGAGGUGUAUUAAAUGCUCUCAGAAAUUUGAUAUCAGGAAAUUAUGCUCUCAACUGGAAAAAUCAACGAAGAAAAGAAUUGCGGCGGUUGGAAAAAUGUACGAAGGAUAUUACAUCGAUGCACUUCCAUUAUUACUAGAGCAUUCUAGCUUUCUUGACAAGACACUGAUGGCACCAAGCCUCGAGGCCAUCAAAACACAACAAUCGAUUGUUCAGUGUUUCAACAGUUUGUCAAAUACUUAUAACAAUCAAUUUAUUACAACUGAUGAGUGAGAAUCAACUGAAUUGUAUUGAAUUACGGGGUGGAGGAAUUCAUUUGCGUCAGAGGGAUCAUCAAUUUUAUUUCCCAUCUGUUUUUAAUUUAAAAUUCCAAUCAAAUUGCACCUUUAAUAAAUUAUUAAAAAAAUCAAAUUGAUUAUUGAACGAAAUCAUCUUUCCAUGGCGCCUUGUCAGUCAAGAGUCAAGGACUUGCAAAACUUCCAUUCAAGAAAACACGAGAUCACGAUCUUCGGCGAUCAAGAAGAGAUAGGUAAUUAUCAGUUUCUUCACGAGUCAUUGAAUGAACAUGAUAAAUAUCCUCAUUCAACAGCAAUAUUUUGUUUUGUAUUCAUGCUUGAGGAGUUUGAUUGAUAUUGUUUUGAUUAAUAAUCCAUUGAAAAUAAAGAACUGUUCUUAAUGAUUUUUAUUGUCAUUAAAGUGCAAGUAGAUAACCAAUUAUCACAACAAUUCUUAAUAAGAGCCUAAAUUAGCUAAACAAUUGCGCUGUCGCGGGUAACUUUUUUUGAUUAAUUCAUUUACUUCAACAAUUUCUGAUUGGUCAAAGUAAAUAAACUUCAAUUCCAUAAUAGUUGUUAUUCUUUGUCAUUCUUUUAACAUCAUGGCUUUGUAAUUACAAAGGACUUCACACGUACGUACAUUAAUCACAUGUAUUGUUUCUAACGAUAAAACACGUGAGACAUA
This is a messenger RNA of Diachasma alloeum, 3043 nucleotides long. RefSeq names its product SET and MYND domain-containing protein 4. The record is from RefSeq and is a predicted model, not a curated record. The transcript has 4 exons. Lineage: Eukaryota; Metazoa; Arthropoda; Insecta; Hymenoptera; Braconidae. The coding region runs from base 422 to 2356 and encodes 644 amino acids. Gene Ontology annotation, molecular function: protein binding.